Pseudoliparis swirei is the source of this 294-nucleotide messenger RNA. RefSeq names its product peptide YYb (gene pyyb). Gene Ontology annotation, molecular function: neuropeptide Y receptor binding; neuropeptide hormone activity. The record is from RefSeq and is a predicted model, not a curated record. Bases 1 to 294 code for a protein of 97 amino acids. The transcript has 3 exons. Gene Ontology annotation, biological process: neuropeptide signaling pathway; feeding behavior. NCBI's taxonomy places the organism in Eukaryota, Metazoa, Chordata, Actinopteri, Perciformes, Liparidae. Gene Ontology annotation, cellular component: extracellular region.
AUGGCCAACAUGCUGAGACCCUGGAUGACGCUCGCGGCGCUCGCCGUCUGCCUGCUGGUGUGUUUGAGCGGCUUCGCGGACGCCUACCCCCCCCAACCGGAGAGCCCGGGAAGCAACGCCUCGUCAGAGGACUGGGCCAAGUACCACGCGGCCAUCAGGCAUUACGUUAACCUCAUCACCCGGCAGAGGUAUGGAAAGAGGUCGUCCCCCGAGCAGGCGGUGGCGUGGCUGCUGUAUGGAGCGGAUUCGAGCCAAGACGCUGAACCACGCUCGGACUACAGCAAUCAGUGGUAG